Molecule: messenger RNA, 831 nt
Organism: Trametes versicolor FP-101664 SS1
Lineage: Eukaryota; Fungi; Basidiomycota; Agaricomycetes; Polyporales; Polyporaceae
Exons: 9
Coding region: 8-724 (238 amino acids)
Source: RefSeq, a predicted model, not a curated record
GUCAAACAUGAAGCUCGCACUCCUUUCCAUCCUGGCCGCGGCUGCCAUUGGCGCCAAUGCGCACUUCACCAUGCAGUACAUCUGGGUCAACGGCGCUGACCAGGGUCAGAACACGGACAUCCGUAUCCCGCCCAGCAACAACCCGGUCACGGACGUUACCUCGAAGGACCUCACCUGCAACGUCAACGGCCUCACCGGCACUGGUGUCUCCACCGUGUCCAUCCCCGCUGGCUCCAACAUCACCUUCGAGUGGCACCAGCACGCUCAGCGCACUGGCGAGGACGCCAUCUCCGGCGGACACAAGGGUCCCGUUCAGGUCUACAUCGCCAAGGCGCCGUCCACCGCCGCCUCGUUCGACGGCCAGGGCACUGUCUGGACCAAGAUCUACUCUUCAGGUCUCCUCAACGCGCAGUCCCAGCAGUGGGCGACCGAUAUCGUCAAUGCUGACAACGGCAAGCACAGCGUUGUGAUUCCCGCCUCCCUGCCGGCUGGCGAGUACCUGCUUCGCUCGGAGAUCAUUGCGCUCCACGUUGCCCAGAGCUACCCUGGUGCCCAAUUCUACAUUGGCUGUGCUCAGGUCAAGAUCACCGGUGGAGGCAGCGCGAACCCGCCGAAGAUCGCUCUUCCGGGUGCCUACAAAUCGAGCGACCCCGGUAUCACCGUCAACAUCUACAACAACCUCCAGAGCUACACCGCUCCUGGCGGCCCCGUCUGGUCUGGGUGAACUGUUCCGUCUAUGUAGCAUACCACACAUAUACUGUAUCUGUUUCUCGGGCAAUAGCAUGGAUAUCGCACAUACAUCACUGUGUACGUGUGUUGUAUACGCGAUGC